UUUCGAACUACAUGAGAUUGCCGUCAGUUGUCAUUUGAUAGAUAUUUUGAUAACUCAUAAUUAGUUUGUCAAUAAAACAAAUUAACACUUAAAAAAGUUCUUUUAUGACAUUGAAAACGAUAGCUUAUAUUAAUUUUUCUUAUAAUAAAUUGAAACAACUACAAUAAUGGCUACUGAAGAGAACUUUGAACAGUUUGAGGAUGAAGAAUCUGAAUUGCCAAUAGGAGGAACAUUACCUAGUGGACGUAAACGUUUAUUCUCCAAAGAACUUCGUUGUAUGAUGUAUGGCUUUGGUGAUGACCAGAAUCCCUAUACAGAGAGUGUAGACUUAUUAGAAGAUUUAGUGAUUGAAUAUAUAACUGAAAUGACCCAUAGAGCAAUGGAAAUUGGACGAACAGGUCGAGUACAAGUUGAAGAUGUUGUAUUUUUAGUGAGAAAAGAUCCGAGGAAAUAUGCAAGAGUGAAAGAUCUUCUCACUAUGAACGAAGAGUUAAAGAAGGCUCGAAAAGCGUUUGAUGAAGUUAAAUAUGCAGGUAACAUUACUCAAUGAACGUUUCUUUUAUGCUGAUUGCCACAAGAUACCGUCUAAAAUAGCAUGUAUGGAUUUUUUGUUUUAUGCUGUUAAUUAUUGUAUUUUAAUGACGUCUAUAAAUAUUUAGCACAAUAGAAUAGAAUACUAUUUGCUUUAUAAUUCUUUUUUUCUGAAUAGUAUUAUGAAAAUAUUUUUUAAGUUUAGCAUUCAACUUAUCAAAUAAAAGCAGCAUUGAUUGUGUUAUUGAGGUAUGUUAAACUUAGUGAUAAAACAUGAUUUUGUUUAAGAAUAUAUUAAGCAUGGUCAAUGAUCUUAUUGUUAUUUACAUGAAAUAUUUGCAUAAAUGCAUGAUGUAAAUGCAUGUCAUGUAUGAUUGUAAAUCAAACUACAUUGGUUUGCUGAUCAAACUUGCUUGUAGAGCCAAAAAUUUAUCAUUAUACAAGUAUUGUAUCAAUUUUUUAUCACUAUUUAUUAAAUUAUCGUUCAAUCUCUA
Molecule: messenger RNA, 1025 nt
Organism: Chelonus insularis
Lineage: Eukaryota; Metazoa; Arthropoda; Insecta; Hymenoptera; Braconidae
Gene: Taf13
Product: TATA-box binding protein associated factor 13
Exons: 3
Coding region: 167-550 (127 amino acids)
Biological process (GO): transcription by RNA polymerase II
Cellular component (GO): transcription factor TFIID complex
Molecular function (GO): protein heterodimerization activity
Source: RefSeq, a predicted model, not a curated record